Molecule: messenger RNA, 1853 nt
Organism: Anopheles cruzii
Lineage: Eukaryota; Metazoa; Arthropoda; Insecta; Diptera; Culicidae
Gene: UbcE2M
Product: NEDD8-conjugating enzyme Ubc12
Exons: 5
Coding region: 278-829 (183 amino acids)
Source: RefSeq, a predicted model, not a curated record
GAGCAGAGGAAAUCGAAAAAUAUUGAAACCCCAUUUUUGGUGAGUGAAAAAACAAUAGAAGCAUCAAUACGGCCAAACAAAAUCUGCAUACCGAAACGGAUUCGUAAACACUGGCGACCUUCGGCUUUGCCCAGUGUUUUUAUUAUCCGACGAAACCUGUGUUACGACCCAUCAGUGUAGCAAUCGAAAAGAAAGGUCGGAAAAUUGGGGUUUGUGCCAACAGCCGGAACCGGAACACGCUUACACCCUGGGCAGUCACCAUUGAUAGGCGUUUGCAAUGAUUAAACUAUUCUCGCUAAAGCAACAAAAAAAAGAUGGUGAAGCAACGCCAAAGUCCGGAGGACAGAAGAAAACUUUCACCGCCGCCCAGCUGCGAAUUACGAAGGAUAUCAACGAGCUGAACUUGCCGAAAACCUGCGCCACUGAAUUUCCGGAUCCGGACGAUCUGCUCAACUUCAAGCUCAUUAUCUGUCCGGACGAGGGUUUCUAUAAAGGCGGUCGCUUCGUGUUCAAUUUCAAGGUUGGGCCAAACUAUCCCCACGAACCACCGAAGGUUAAAUGUGAAACGCAGGUGUACCAUCCGAACAUAGAUCUUGAGGGUAACGUGUGUUUGAACAUUCUGCGUGAGGACUGGAAGCCGGUAUUAACGAUUAACUCGAUCGUAUACGGAUUGCAGUACUUGUUCCUGGAACCGAAUCCGGAGGACCCACUAAAUCGGGAAGCAGCUGAGGUCCUGCAAACGAACCGGCGUCUAUUUGAGCACAACGUUUACAAAGCCAUGCGUGGUAGCUACAUUGGCGAAACUUAUUUCGAGCGCUGCCUCAAGUGAUAUAUAAAUUCAAAAUUAACUCUUAAAUGUUGCGUUUAUUUAAUUAUCCUUACGAUCGGUGGGCGAUACUACAUAGAUUUUAAUUAUAACUGAAUUACACACCCUUACCCGGGCCCUUUCAGAGACCGAGAGUUGAGCGAAUAAUGAUUGCCCCUUUUGCGCCUGGCUGCGACUGGUGGUGAUAAGUGGCUUUAGACAAACUAGGUUGAAACCGGCCAGCGGUCGGAAUGGAACUUUCAAUACAAAAGGCAUACACUCAAAAUCCACAGGCGCGAAACACAACACAAAGCAGAAAAAACGUCGUGCUAGAUAGUGAAAAACAUGAAGCAGCUCAAACGAAGUGUCCAUGGAGGAUCAAACGAUUUAAACAGAGACAAAUGCAAAGAAGGAGAGCAGAAAACCACUGACUCAGCGCUAGAAUCUUGUGGUUAUUGUACAGUACUGGUCGAGAAGCUAUAUUUAUGAUGGUUCGCAAGGCGGAACACUGGGUGGCACACACCCGGCUGGGGCUUUACACAUCUACGUCCAGUUUAUUUAUAAAGGCACAAUUUCUUGAACUUUCAAUACCGAGCUAAGCGGCUUACGAAGCGGCUAGAGAUGGCAAAAGGUAAGGCGUAAAAUGCCUCAGAAAAAGCUUGAAGAUUGGUGGCUCGACGUUUGAUGAGAAGAAUGUAAUCGAACCCAAUUAAGCCAACAAUAACUGUAGCGAACAAACCCAAAUACACACAUGUUUAGAAAGAAAAAACUUAAAUACUACUCCUUAUGUGUGGUGUACGUGUGUACCUAUACGUUUGUAGUAAAAACCCGUUGUGCACCCAACACUUAACUCCAAACUCUCUCUGCUCCCCGUUUGAUCAACGUUCGGCUGCUUCACCUAAUGAUUGUAGAAAAAAGCCUCCAAGCGCCAUACAAUAGAUACAAUGAUGGGGUGGCAAUCGCCCUGCAUCCUCCAGGACAAGGAAGAAUACAAACGAAGAACAUGAUGAUCAGAUCAGAUUCAUAGACUAACAAUAAACGAUUAUAA